UAUUUUUGUCAUGGCCUCUGUUACACAGAAUGAAGAACUGCCUUUUCACCCAAAGAGUCGCAAUGCAAUUAUUUUAUGUAUGGCCGACGACGAGUUUACAGAAAGAUUUGUGGAUAAAAAAUUAGGAUUCCGGUCACACAAAACCCAUACACCAACAUGCCAGAUGAAAUUAUCGCGUGUGGAACACAGAAUCUGGACAUUCCAUGAAGAGUUGUAUGCCAGUUCUGUUAGCAAAAAUUGUUGUUUUAGGUAUGAACCAUGUACGAGGUAUAUUAAUGAGAAGGAAUUUGGUGCAAAAAUUGUAUCGAAUGUCCUCAUAAAAAAAAAUAAAAUUAUUCCUGGUUUAGGAGGACAAUCAUUUUUUAUUCAUGAAAAUGAUCUUAAAGAUGGUGUUAACGAUUUUUCAGUCUUUACCCGCAGCCGUUCCCUAAAACAGUAUGUUUACCUAGACCCAGCUGCUUAUAUAAACCACGACUGCGAGUCGAACGCAGUAUUUUCAUCAAUUGGCGAACCGUCUUACGUGCAAAUAAAGUCAGUGAAAGAGAUUCUCCCAGGAGAGGAGAUUACUGUGUUCUACGGUCAUGAUUAUUUUGGCGAAAAUAAUGCUAAGUGUGAGUGCAUGACGUGUGAAAACAAUAGGAAGGGCUUUUUCUCAAAAAAAGUAGAGAGUAUGGCAGUAGACAACCCACCCGGGUCCACAGUUAACGACCCGCCAGAGACCGUCAAUGUUCCUGCAUCUACUGAAACCGAAGUAGAGAGUAUGGCAGUAGACAACCCACCCGGGUCCACAGUUAACGACCCGCCAGAGACCGUCAAUGUUCCUGCAUCUACUGAAACCGAAGAAGAGUCUGAGACAGAUAAUGACAGUUCUACAGAUACAGACGUUUCUUCAUCUGACGAAAAUGAAGUACACAAAAAAACUGACGAUGAAAGUUCCAUAAACUCAACAGGAAGUAGUGACGUAGACUCUCCUUAUAAAUACCAUUGUUCCAACUGUGUUUUAUCCUUCAAAUAUAAUUGUUGGUAUAAAAGACAUAUGGCAACCCAUAACCCUGGGACUUUUACAUGUCAAUAUUGCCCUAAAGUUUUUAAAAGAAAAGACACUAUGCGAGAGCAUCAACAACUUCAUUUCGGUGAGCCGAAACAUAAGUGUAAGCAUUGCGACAAAGAAUUUGGCGACUGCCUGUCGCGUUCCGCCGACUCCUUGGCCGUCAUCACAGCCCUCGCAAACGUAGUCACCGCUUCCCAGUUGGCCGGACUCUCCAACAUCUUGGGGACAAGUCCGCCCGGAUCAAAGGGACCAAUCGAGUCGACGAGCCGCUCCCGUUCGCCCCUGAAAGCUUCGCAGUUGAACAGGGUAUGGCGAGCGUCGUCGAUUGCCUCUGCGUAG
Molecule: messenger RNA, 1390 nt
Organism: Aphis gossypii (cotton aphid)
Lineage: Eukaryota; Metazoa; Arthropoda; Insecta; Hemiptera; Aphididae
Product: histone-lysine N-methyltransferase KMT5B-B-like
Exons: 6
Coding region: 11-1390 (459 amino acids)
Cellular component (GO): nucleus
Molecular function (GO): histone H4K20 methyltransferase activity; protein binding
Source: RefSeq, a predicted model, not a curated record